Molecule: messenger RNA, 7453 nt
Organism: Cyprinodon tularosa
Lineage: Eukaryota; Metazoa; Chordata; Actinopteri; Cyprinodontiformes; Cyprinodontidae
Gene: uacab
Product: uveal autoantigen with coiled-coil domains and ankyrin repeats b
Exons: 19
Coding region: 666-4775 (1369 amino acids)
Molecular function (GO): actin binding
Source: RefSeq, a predicted model, not a curated record
UUACCCCACUGAGUCUGACUGACCUUGCCAUUUGGUGGUGUGCAGAAGCUAAAACCACUAACCGUGACGAGAAGAGGCAAAGGAAGGAGCGGUCUGCUUACUUCUUGAUAAGCAAGUAGCUUUUCAAGAUAACAAGACUCCAGAAACCAAUAUUAUUUAAACAGAAAAAGACUGAGCUAAGUAGGUUUAAGGAGGAAGGCAGGGGUAGGGGGAGCCGCGGCCGUCGGAGGUGAGAGGCAGCCACACUGAGCUGAUUUUUCCUCCUGAGGAGGAGUUGCAGUUGCCGGCCAGGGCAGGUCCCGGUGCUGGCAGGGCUGGCCCUACUGCUUCUCCACCUCCAUUCCUUUUCCCCCUCUCACUCCUCCUCCAUCUAACUAUCAACCAAAGCUGCUGAGCAGUGAUGAAAUUGCAAGCACAGCUCCUAAGCACUAAAGGAAUGCUUAGAAAAUCUUGAAAAUUUAACUUUUCUGCCUCUAGUAAGAGGAAACUUCACUGCUGGAAAGACUCUCACCUUCUGUCUUCUCCGUUUCGUUGCACUCACUGGCUGAGUGCACGGAGAAAGAAAAGUUUUUUGUAAAUAUUUCUUUUCCUUUUUUUUUUUGAUAACCGGAACAGUGGCAACGUUUUCAGUAGCACGGUGCAAGGACCAGCUCCACUCACCCAAGAUGAGCCGCUGGCUGAAAUGCACCUCCAUGCACUUUAACACAGACUGGAACAAGUACGAUGAUCGGUUGAUGAAGGCUGUGGAACGUGGCGAGGCGGACAAAGUCGCUGCGGUUCUCGGCAAGAAGGGCAUCAUUCCCACCAAGCUCGACGUGGAGGGACGCUCUGCGUUUCAUUUGGCAGCCACUCGGGGACAGCUUGAAUGUCUCAAUCUCAUGCUGGGACACAAUGUUGACAUCACUGCAAAAGAUGCCUCUGGUAAAAACGCUCUUCAUCUGGCCUCUAAGUACGGGAAUUCUCAGUGUGUGCAGAAACUCCUGCAGCACAACUGUCCUGUUGGAAACGUGGACCUACAAGGACGAACUGCUCUGCAUGAUGCUGUCAUGGCGGGCUGCACCUCCAGCGUGAAACUUCUUUGUGAUAAAGGGGCUUCUGUGAACACUGCUGAUUUUGAUGGCAAGACUCCUCUGAUACUGGCCACACAGAUGUGUCAUCCGCAAAUAUGUGAGCUGCUGCUGGAUCGAGGGGCUGAUAUCACUGUCAGAGACAAACUGAACAAGACCGCUCUGAUUCUGGGCUGCGAGUUUGGCUGCAAAGACGCCGUGGAGGUGUUAUUGAGGACUGGAAUCGAUGUGAAAGCAGUCGACAACAUGGGUCAUGAUGCUUUUCACUACGCUCGUCUCAGCAACAACCAAGAGCUCGUCGCACUGGUCAAAAGCCACCUUGAUAAGGCCACCAGAGAAAAAGAGGCGGCAAAGAUCGAACAGUGGAGGCGGCAGCUUUCAGUGGAGAGAUCGGAGGCAGCCGAGUCCAUCAGGAAGGAUCAGAUCAUAUAUGAUCUGGAAAGGCAGAAUGAGGCCCUUCAGGACGGCCUAAGGAAGUACCACCAGGAGCAGAUAGUCCUGGUAGAUAAGGUCAACCUGCUGCAACAACAGCUCACACAGGAAAAGAUGGCUGUGGAAGACUCUCAAAAAGAGAAGGAGCAGCUGAAGGCGUUUCUCGGUGCCAAAGACAAAGAGGAAGGAGGCCGCAGUCCAGAGACUGUCAGAGUUCAGCUGCGGAGUGCUUUGGGGGAGUACUCAGGCCAGUCUGUUAUCAAAGGAAAAGAAAAAGUUUUAGUCAAGCAAGCUUACAGUCUGGAUCUUAAUCACAUGCCACAGAACCCGCCUGUUUCCAGACAAGUCCAGAGGAGCCAAACUGCAGGAGGCCGGGAUCUCCCUGAAGCUGAAGUCCUUCGACGUGAACUGGAGACGGUUAGAAGAAAACUGCAGUCCACAGAAGAGGAGAAGGCCCAGCUUCAGUCUGCACUGAGCCAGAAGAACAGAGAGUGCCAGGAACUGUCCCAGAACAGAGACACCAUCCAGAAACAGGCUGACCUGCAGGUUCAGGAGCUGGAGGACGCUUUGGGAGACGUCCAGAAGAGGAUGCUGGACUCUGAGUGUAAAGUCAAACAGCUGCAGGCUCAUGUUGUUGCUGUAAAAGAACACCUGGGGGCCCAGGCGGCCGAAGAUCUGCGAGCGCAGCUCCUGGACGUGAAGGCCAAAUACGAAGGCGCUUCAGCCGAAGUGGGGCGGGUUCGUAACCGCUUGAAGCAGAGCGAGAAAGCCUUAGAGGAAUACAAGAGCAGCGAGAGCCAGCUGGCCGCAGAGAGCGAGCGGCUGAGCCAGGAGCUGGGAGCUCUGAGCGCAGAACGAGACCAACUGGCUGAAGCUCUUUUAAAGAUGGAAACCCGCCUGAAGGAGGCUCAGAACAAGCAGGCAAACACCGUCCCAGCAGAGAAGUUUGACAACAUGAAGAACCUGCUGACCAAUGCAGUGGAUGAGAAGGAGCGGCAGCUGGCCGAGCUGAGGGAAGACUACGACCGCGUGCUGGAGGAGGUGGCAGAGCUCCACCGCAGGCUGGACAGCCCGUCAUCCCAGGGAGUGUCUCCAGAGGGGCAUCAGCGAGUAGUUUCUGGUCUGGAAGAACAGAACGUCGCUCUGAAAAGGAAGCUGAUGGACGUGACUGCAAAAAGUCAAACUCUUAUCGAAGAGGUGGAGGAGAGUGAAGAGGAGAGAGAUGUGCUAAGAGAGCAGCUGGACGAGCUCAACAGCAGGAUCGAGAAUGAGUUUAUACCCCUGAAGGAGCAUGAGGAGGUUCAGAACAACAUGGUGGUGGCUCUGGAAGAGCUGAAGGACAGACUUGUGGAAGCCAGCGAACGUUACGGGAAAGCUGAGGCUCAGCUGCAGCAGCUUCAAGCCGAAAAAGCCUCGUUACAGGAGACGAUGAGCGACAGGAACCAGAGGGAGCUGGACGCUCUGAUGGAGCAGAAUACCCAGCUGAAAAAGGACAUUGAACUACUGCAGAAGAGAUGCAAGGAUGGAGAAAAGGAACGAGAGGAGUUGACUCUACAGAAGCAGGCUCUGCAGCGCAGGGUGGAGGAGCAGUUUGUUCCCAGGCAGCAGCAUGAGAAGGUGAAGAUGGAGUUAGGUUCAACCUUAGAAAGUGUUAAAGCUGAGAAAUUGAAGUUGGAGGCAAAGGAGAAAGAAAGUGUCGAAGAGCUAAAGAAUGUGAAAGAUGGAAACGAGAAUCUGAAAAAGCAGCUGGAAAGAGUUUUGUUGGAGAUGAAGAAAGAGUGUAUUAGUCUGAAGGAGCACAGAGCUGUCACAGAUGAGCUGAAGGCCGCCACCGACGCGGCAGAAGAGCGAGCAAACCAGGCAUCGGUCCUGCAUGCUGCGGCUCAGGAGGAAGUACUGAAGCUCACUCAAGAGCUGGAAGCCCAGAAGAAAGAACUAGAUACCAUACAGGAAGUUAUUCAGUCCAAGUUUAUCCCACUGACUGCAGCCACGGAAAAGGAAACCACCUACAGCUCUCAGGUGAAGGAGCUGGAGCAGAAACUGAUGGAAAUGGAGGAGAAGUAUCACAAAGAGAGGUCGACCUGGGAAAGCAUGCAGCAGGAGAAAGAAAAACUUAAAGUAGAAACUGAAUCUGUUCAGCAGAGACUGAACUCUGCUCUGGUUAGCACUGAAAAGCAUAAACAAGUGGAGGAAGAGUUCAAGUCUAAAUAUGAGGCCGUUACCCAGAAGCUGGCCAGCUUAGAGCAACAGCUUCAGGAGGUGACGCUUCAGAAAGCCGAGCUGCAGGACCAGAACGCUUCAUGCAACACACAGAUCCAGAGUCUGCAGGAGCGUCUGAAAUCUGAGCUGACCCGAAUAGCCACCUACGACACAGAGCUGACGACCCUCAACGAUCUCAUGCGGCAAACUCAGGCCGAUUGCAAGAAAGCGAGAGAGGCCCAGCAGGAGGAGGCUAAGAGGGUCGCUGUCCUACAGAAAGAACUUCAAGAAAUCCGCAGGGAACACACGUCACUGCUGCAGCAGCACAGAGAGACCAAAGAAGCCCUGGAGGCCGAAGUCGCUAAGCUUCAGACGUCCCUUCAAGAGGAGGAGGAGAACGGCGCUCAGAGAGCCGAAGACGUGAGCGCCCUGCAGUCCGAGCUUCUGCAAGCCACGCAAGCGCUGCAAGACAUCCGCCACAAGGAGGACCAAAUGAACGAGCUGAAGAAGGAGAAGCAGCUGCUGCAGGAGGAGGCCGCCAGCCUGAGCAGCAAGCUGCUGAGUUUAACAAAGGAGUGUCAAGAGGCCCAUCUGGAGGUGAGACAAGCCAGAGAGGGCGAGAGCAAGGCCAGAACCGACAUGGAAGCCGUCCAGGAGAAGGGCCGCGGCAUCGAGAAGGAAAUCAGGGAGCUGAAAGAGCGGUAUGACGAGUCGCUCAGCACAAUCUGUGAUCUUCAGAAAAGGAUCCAGUCAUCAGCUCAGCAAACUGAAACCAAAGACAAGAAGAUCACAGAGUUACUGACGGAUGUGGAGCGACUGAAGCAGGCCCUCAAUGGUCUUUCUCACCUGGCGUACACAAGCAACACCCCAAACAAGAGACAGACACAGCAAGUUGAUGCACUGCAGGCACAGAUCAAGAGCCUUCAACAGCAGCUGGCUGAUGCUGAGAGGCAGCACAGAGAGGUGGUUUCCAUUUAUAGGACUCAUCUUCUAAGUGCAGCACAGGGCCACAUGGAUGAGGACGUCCAGGCUGCUUUACUACAGAUCAUCCGUAUGAGACAGGAGUUCGUCUGUUAAAGCCGCCAAAAAAAAACAACUCUACCUGCUCGCGUUUAUCUUCUCAUAUUUCUCAUCUUUCUUUGCAUAUCAUAAUGUAUAGGGAAAAAGAAGGAAUGGUUUCCACUUCUAAAAUCUGUUCAUCUGUAGCGUCUCUGCACCUUCAUUCUUGGAUAUUUUCACGUGGGAGCUGUGGACACAGAUUAGGAACAAAUACUUGACUGCUACAAAUCUUCACUGUUGUUGUCAAACUCAAUGCAUUAAUGUAGAAGACAUUACCAAAACAAAUCAGUUCCAGCUUCAAGAUUCAUUGUUGUAAAACCAUUUCAAACAGAUUGUGCAAAGCAGCAGCUUUGACCCUUUUCGUUCAGUAAUGUGGAAGUUAUUUGAAAUGUGGGUUUGUUUGGUUUUUUUUGUUUUUUUUUUUUUUAUUGUUGUACAUGACACACUCCUAAAUGCUCAGCUGAAAUGAAAACUGGACAUGAUCGCAAAGACCACUCUCACAUUCCCACCUGACAGUCAACAUUGCAGAACGUUUUCAACUUUUCAUAGAAAUGUUGCUAGAAUUUUAAAGGACAGCUUCAUAUUUAAAUGAUUUACCAUCAGAUUUUUCCUUCUGAUUCUAUCUUCCACUCAGAAGAUACAAAUGAGAAGAUUAGGUGUAAAAUGUAAAGAGGAUCAAUUAACCUAGAUGCUUUAAUAAACAGUCUAAACUAUGGAUGUAAAAUAGUCAAAUGCAUCAUUAUAGACCUCAGUUUAAAUUUAAAAUUUCAAAAUUAGAUUGACAUGUUUGUUUUUUUAUGCAAAAAAGAAAAUUCUGUGGGUAUUUAAAAUCUGAAGGAAAAUUGAUUCCUGUUAUUUGUAGAUUUUACCAACAAUAUCUGCAUUAUUGCCCUCAGUGUAACUCCAAGGUUCCUUAGAAACCCUUAAGUCUUUGGAUAAGUGCAGAAUCUGCUUUGGCAUUUAUAUGAUAGAGAUAAAUAAGAACAAUUUUAGAAAAUGUAUGAAUAUUCAGACUCCUUUGUAUUCAGGUGAUCCUUAAAGAUGUAAAAAUAGUGCCAUUGUUUGAUAUAUGUACGUAACUAAUAUCAGGCUUUAUUUUACUUGGAUCAUGAGAUUUAACAACUUAGCUUUAAUUUGGUUUUUAACACCUUCUAAACUUACAUUUGAUGUAAGGUGUUACAUCAAACGUUUAAACGCAAUCUCUGUUAUUGGUUUAAAGCAGUUGCACUGCUGCUACUGAAAGCUAACCUUAGCUUAAAAUCGUGGCAAGGUUUAAUAAUAAUAUCUGUUGUACAAAAAAAUUUCUAGAAGAUAAAAAAAAUGCCUGAAAACAAAAGAAAUUUGAGUCUGUAACAUUGGUGGGUUCUGAAAAUGGAAACUUAUAGGAAUCUUGUCAAAGGGGAACAUUGACCUCUUUUUAGCUAUUAGAGCGAGUAUUUAUUUUUUAACAGUCCGCCUCUUAAAAUGGAAUACUGAGGAAUAACAGCUGCAUUUUGAUCCAGAAAGAAUGACUACUUUCAGCAAAAUCAGGCCUCACUGUCUGUAGCUAAGAUGCAUUUAGAAAUGUGAAUCUGUCCUUUUAAAGAAUCUCCUCAGUUGUGCAUGUUAUCUACUUUCUAUGAAUGAGACUCUACAGCUACCGAAUCCUGGAGGUCCAAACUCAGAGUUGUUGUUGAUGUAAAACUACUACAGAGUUGGUGAAUUCAUGUCCAUCAAAAGGACAACAUGAGGCUUUGUGUUGGUUGUAUGCUGGGUUUGAGUCUGCAGAUCUGUUGUUUCCUCAAGUUUGCAGUGAAAUGUCCACUUUUUGUUGAAACCAGAGUGCCCUCUAGUGGUAAGACUUGGCAGGCCAAGUUGAUAGAAGUUGUAAGCAUUGCCACUCAGGGGUAUUCUGUUGUUACAGUUUCUAAGUUGCAUGCUCAAACCUAAAAAAAAAGGAAGAUUAAUUCAAUUUGGUCAGAUGAAAAUAUAAAACCUGAUACAUAAUUAAAUCUGUGAUUUAAAUCUUGACUUGAAUAUUUAUCUCCUGCAGCAGUGAACUCAUUAGCUGUCCUAAAGCAGCAGGUACCCCUGGGCCAGCUUUGUGUGACUCCUGAUGCUGUUGUGUCGUGCUGUUGUGAUUUCUGAGCGAGUCUCUAAUGCCUUUACACUGAUUAUAUUUUUCAUAGCUUUGUACUACUUUAAGUACUUAACAGUCUGACAAAUCUGAUAUUCAGCAGGUCUGGAAGUAAAGCGGCACAAACUUAACCCAAGGAGGACAUUUCUUUAGAUUUGAAGAGGUGUGUUUGUUUAUGCAGAGAAACUCUCCUCUUAACACUCAGUUAUGUGAAGCACUCCUGUCUUCAUUUUUCAGCUUAAUCUAAUUAAUAAUAAUUGAAAAUAAUAAUUGAACAUCCUUGAUCUUACAAAGGAGAAAUUUACUUCUGCAUCUUAACCAAUCUUUUGAUCUAAUCCGUAAUCUUUUUGUCCUUCAGGUUUAACGGUGACACUUUUGUGUUCUGUAGGUUUAAAGGUCUAACACUAAAGUUUUUUACAUACUGUUAUUUGCUAAAACACUACAAACCCAAUCAGUAUACAUGUCUACAGAACUGUACUGUUGAACCAGUGUGAUGAAACUGGGUCAUUAUCUUUAUUAACAAUUUCUGUUUGUUGAACAUUCAUACAAAGUCAAUAAAAGUGCCUAACAUAGAAAACUA